AUGGUCACCUCGAACAAGCUCUACAUCGUGCAACACCUCAGCCAUCGAGCAUGGCUUAAGAGCCUGGGCCCUGACACAACUGCUGCCGUUGACCAAUCGCGAGCCCAUAAAGGAAAAUGCAUGGACCUUUCGAGUAAGAUCCACCAAGCAUGGGGAGUAUGGCCAUGGCAACUGGUCGAGGACCAACAUCAACCACACUGCUGGUCUAAGGGAAUUCUCGAUGGAAUCCUUCGUCUAGCCAAAACGGGCUGCGAGCAGACCAAGGCUACGGAUCUUUUAGCUCAAGCGCGAAUUGAUCGGGCCUGCCGCGACUAUAGCGAUCGUCGCUUGGGUACAACCAGGGAGGACGUCCUUACGAAAUCAGAUGUUACCAAUGCCCUGGAGAAGUACACCGAGUCAAGUGCUGAAUGCGAGUUCUCGACGUCUACUAAGAAGCGUAAGGGGCCUCAGGGUGGUGCACCUAGAAGGGUGAAGUCAAAACUAGCAAUGCCUUUGACAGUAUCCCCGAACAGGAGUCCUGAACUUGGACGUGGACUUGGUAACAACUAUCCAGACGAUACAAUCCGCUCUCCAUCCGCCCUAGCACUUAGUCAAGUGUCUGAUUUAACACAACAUGGGACGGACGUCCUCUCGACUCGCACAUCUAAUAACCAAUCACCAGGUCAAUUGGACACGUCAUUUUAUCUUAAAGCAGACUUCGAGCAUAGGAUUCAUGAUGACUUCGACAACGGUACCCAAACUCACGAAGAGGAAUCUCCUGAAUCUGUAGAUACCCACAAGAGAAUGGCACCCGAUAGUGAUCUUCUAGGCGCUGUUGCCGCACUCAGUGGUCGCCAAUGGGUGUCGUGUCGGCCCGAGUUCUCUCAUACAUCACCUGAGCAGCUCAUGGACACAAAAGAUACUGAAUCUCUGUCGCCAAAGACGCUACAGCAGCUGCGUUCAGGGAAUGGUCCUCCGCAUCAGCAGCAACCUCAGUCAAAGUCAUCCAAGGAAAAUGUUACCGUAUCGAGGGAGAUGCGCUCUAAUACUCCAAAAGUUGUGUUGCCGCGUCCGCCAAAAUCCGCGAACACUGCCUGUGCUUCAACACCUGCCGUCUCGGAACCUGCCUCUUCGUCAUCCCUGCCUCCGCUAGAUCUUAUAUCUAAUUCUCAAGACAUGGCUACUAUGAAAGAGCCUCUCGACCUACUAACGGACGACCUACCCUCUCGCGCCCGGCUCGACGGAAUCACAGAUUCGGGGGCCAACAGUGACAAAGAAGCCGUAUUCCAAGGAGAGGAGGCGCAUGAGUCAGUGAAUCAGAUACAGGCCGCCCUAGAGACCCUUGGAGACAAACAAUGGGUCGGCAGCAUCGCCCUAUGGACGCUACUCGAGGCGGGUUGUCCGUCCGGGGUCCGCUUGGUUGACUGCAGCUACAUUACCAUUGAAAAUCCCAAGGAAAUGUUGACUAAGCGCAGACUACGGCUUCGCGGGGAGCGCAUCUUGCUCUGCCCCCUGAACCACUACAAUAGGCAUUGGACACUCGCCAUUCUGGACACUGAGGCUGCUAUCGUUGAUCACUACGAUCCACUCUCUCCGGGUGUCUACAACCGCUUAGAGGCACUGGAGAACUUCAUCACAUCUCUGGCAGAGAAGGAAGAAACCAGCGGAUUCAAAGAUCUUUCGGAAUGGGAGUUCCGCGGCAUGCCGUGUCCAGAACAGUCCAAUGGAUAUGACUGUGGGGUCUACACUGUCGUGUUCGCUUAUUGUAGGGUACUCAACCUGCCGAUUCCUGUUUCCCUUGAUCUUGUGUUGUGGAGGAAAGCCUUGAGCUGUUCACUGGACGACGAUGGAAAGUUAUCGAAUCAAAUUGACAUCGAGGCUCAGAUGGAAGAUCGAGACACGAAAGUACCAGCAAAUUCUCAAAAAGCUUGCAGAAGCCGUCUGUAUCUCCAAAGUCCAGGCCCACAAGGAGUGGACAUCUUUACAGACGAAAUGCGAGAUGAAGAGUCUUUUUUUGCAGAUACACAAGAACUGAUUCGUUCUCAGCGUGAGCAACAGUUUGCCGCAGAGAGGAGCGCAUCAGUCGCGCAGGAGACCGCAGCCAUAGUGGCCGCCCUGCUGUCGCAAAGUCGCGAAAUGAUCUCACAAGCGCAGGCCGACCAAGAUCUCCUGCAGACACGCCUCGAUGCACACAGGAGGAUCUUGGACGACUAUAGCAAAUUGGACUUUACUAUACAAAGCGCCAUCGACGGUCUCAAUGCUGCAGUAAGCUGCCUCGAGAGGGAUUAUCAGCGUUUUGCCGGCAAGGUCGCCAAACAUAAGCAUUUCGUCGCGAGGUGGGAGCGCACGAAGAUGUUUUGCGAUAAAGAGCAAGCCCGUAGAAGGGAGCAGGAGGCUUUGAAAGGUGCCGCGAUGAAGGAUACGGCUGGUAAGAUUCGAGCCUUCUGCAUACAGAAAGAGAAUAUCAUCAGGAGAUUCCGAGCGUUAUCGGCAGAGCUAGGAGACAGUGAUGACAUUACAUACGACUGA
Messenger RNA from Letharia lupina, 2508 nucleotides. RefSeq lists its product as uncharacterized. Gene Ontology annotation, molecular function: cysteine-type peptidase activity. The coding region runs from base 1 to 2508 and encodes 835 amino acids. Lineage: Eukaryota; Fungi; Ascomycota; Lecanoromycetes; Lecanorales; Parmeliaceae. The transcript is spliced from 2 exons. The record is from RefSeq and is a predicted model, not a curated record. Gene Ontology annotation, biological process: proteolysis.